Molecule: messenger RNA, 3123 nt
Organism: Sphenostylis stenocarpa
Lineage: Eukaryota; Viridiplantae; Streptophyta; Magnoliopsida; Fabales; Fabaceae
Source: the annotation of a GenBank genome assembly
AUGACUGAGUUAUCUUUCUCAGACACUUCCACCAAGAAGAAUGAGUUAUCUAGUAACCUCUUCUCCAUCUUCUUCAACGUUUGUUUCUCCAUUUUUUCUCACCCUUUGUACUUCUCCUACUUCAUCUUCUUCUCCCCUUACCUCUUCAGGCUCCUCUCUUUCCUCUCCCCUUUGUUCAUCACCACAACCCUUCUCCUUGUGGCCCUUCUCACUUUCACUCCCGACAGCCUUGUUCAGGAGAAGUGUGGUUCUGAGCCUUCUGAGUCCAAGUGGGGCAUUCUUCUCUCUGUCUUGCAAUAUUUUCUAGCAUGGCUGCACUCCAAAGCUGAUGAAAUGGAUGAGGAAAUGGGGUUGCUAGGUGAGGUUGAAGCAUAUCUUGUCAUGUUCCAAGCAUCAAUCUUUGAAGUGUUUGAGCCUAAGUCGGUGGAAGAAUGUUCAGAAGGCUUUGAAGCAGUUGAUUUAGAGUGCUUUGUUGAAGGAAGAGAAGAUUCAUGUCCAAUGGAAGAUCCCAAGCCUGGUGCCAAAUUGGAUGAAAACUUUCUUUCACAGCCAAAGUUCAAGUUUCCAUUGGAAGAUUUGCCUGUUUUUAGUGCGCGGCAGAGUUUUGAACAAGAUUGUCCCCAAAGGAAGAUACAUGUGGAGAAUCAAACAAACUUGGAUGAAAACCCAAUUGAGAAGUUUAAUAAAGUGGAAGCCACUAUUCCAAUUGUAGAAGUCAAGAGCCUAGAAAGCUUGUUCCAAGAAAACGAAGGGUUGGAAGAUUUGUCUAGUGAAAAGGAGCACAAAGAAGUGAAGCCACUGAAUGCUGAGUUCAAUAAAGUUGAAGAAAGUAAAGAGAAAUUGCCCUUGAGAAGUGGAUCCAAAGUGAUGGGCAAUAGAGACAUAUACACCAAUAAAGUGAGUCCUAUGAGUGAUGGGGAGUUUGCUUUUGCUGCAUCAGGGAGGGUGAAGUCCUUAUCCCAAAGACUAGAAUCAAAUAUUGGCAGUCCUGAAAGCAACUGGGUGUACGGUGGAAAAGGCAUGGGGAAUAGUCAAGCACUUGGUUCCAAUCAUGGUAGUUUUGGUUCAAUGAGAGUGGAGAAAGAGUGGAGGAGGACCUUGGCUUGCAAGCUUUUUGAGGAAAGGCACAAUGCAGAUGGGAGUGAAGGAAUGGACAUGCUUUGGGAGACUUAUGAGACAGAGUCCAACAAAGUUCUGAAGAAGAGCAACACCAAGAAAGGGAAGAAAGGUGAGGUUGAGAAUAGUGAGGAUGGGGAAGAAGAAGAAGAGGAGAUGGAGGGCAAGUUGUGCUGCUUACAGGCUCUGAAAUUCUCAACAGGGAAGAUGAAUUUAGGAAUGGGGAGGCCUAACCUUCUCAAAUUCUCCAAAGCCCUCAAAGGCAUUGGAUGGUUGCACCAUGUUGGCAACAAGCAUGGCAGAAAAAAUAACACACUGAAGGAAGUGAGAAAAUCUGCCAUGAAAACUCAGUUUGAAGCAACCUUGGCAAUCUUAUUGUAUGCUUCAGCAUUUGCAGUGUUAAAAGAAACAUAUCAUUAUGACAUGCAUGCUUUUGCCAAUAAUGGUUUGAGGAGUGAGGACCCUGCAGUUCUCGAAGAAGGUUCUGAGGGUGGUGUUGCACAUGGAUUUGAGUCCAUAAGGAGAUCCAUUCUAGCUCUGAAAACAGAUCCUCUCAAGCCUCGUCUGGACCAGAUUCGUAAGCAAGCUGAUGAUCAUCGCUCUUUGGCUCUUGUGUAUGCUUCCUAUGCACGCAAGCUCAAGCUCGAGAGCUCAAAGCUUGUUAGGAUUUUCGCAGAGCUAUCGGUAAACUUUUCCGAUCUGAUGAAAAAACCUCAAUACAGGACCCUUUUCAGCAGUGGUGCAUCCCCUGUAGAUGAAUCAGUGCUUCGCCAAUUGGAGAAGGAAGUGAAGGAGCGCAUUAAGACCACACGCCAGGUGAUCAGCGAUGCCAAGGAAUCCUUUGAUAACCAGCUCAAGAUUCAGAAGUUGAAGGAUACAAUUUUCUCAGUGAAUGAGCAGCUAACCAAGGCAAAGAAGCAGGGUGCUUUCUCGAGCCUCAUUGCUGCCAAGUCGAUUCCAAAGAGUUUGCAUUGUCUCUCCAUGAGGUUGAUGGAAGAGAGGAUUGCUCAUCCUGAGAAGUACACAACUGAAGGGAAACCUACCCCUCCAGAAUUUGAAGAUCCUAACCUGUACCACUAUGCCUUAUUUUCUGAUAAUGUUGUUGCAGCAUCUGUUGUGGUAAAUUCAGCAACAAAGAAUGCAAAGGAGCCAUGGAAGCAUGUGUUUCAUGUUGUGACUGAUAAGAUGAACCUUGGAGCAAUGCAAGUGAUGUUUAAGUUGAAGGAUUAUAAUGGCGCACACAUUGAGGUCAAGGCAGUGGAGGAUUACAAGUUCUUGAACUCUUCUUAUGUGCCGGUCCUUAAACAAUUGGAGUCUGCUAAUCUCCAGAGAUUUUACUUUGAGAACAAGCUUGAGAAUGCUACAAAAGACACCAAUAAUAUGAAGUUUAGGAAUCCCAAAUAUUUGUCCAUAUUGAACCAUUUGAGGUUCUACUUGCCAGAAAUGUACCCAAAGCUGCAUAAAAUUUUGUUUUUGGAUGAUGACAUAGUGGUUCAGAAGGAUCUUACUGGGUUAUGGAAGAUCGAUAUGGAUGGCAAGGUUAAUGGAGCUGUAGAAACAUGUUUUGGGUCAUUCCAUAGAUAUGCACAGUACAUGAACUUCUCGCACCCCUUGAUCAAAGCAAAAUUUAGUCCAAAGGCUUGUGCAUGGGCUUAUGGAAUGAAUUUCUUUGAUUUAGAUGCUUGGAGAAGGGAAAAAUGCACGGAAGAAUAUCACUACUGGCAGAAUCUGAAUGAGAACCGAACACUCUGGAAAUUAGGGACAUUGCCACCAGGUCUGAUCACAUAUUACUCAACAACUAAACCACUGGAUAAGUCAUGGCAUGUUCUGGGACUUGGCUAUAAUCCAAGCAUCAGCAUGGAUGAGAUUAACAAUGCAGCAGUGGUGCACUUCAAUGGCAACAUGAAACCAUGGCUUGACAUUGCAAUGGCCCAAUUCAAGCCUCUUUGGACAAAGUAUGUUGACUAUGAAUUAGAUUUCGUCCAGGCAUGCAAUUUUGGUAUCUGA